Molecule: messenger RNA, 1320 nt
Organism: Oppiella nova
Lineage: Eukaryota; Metazoa; Arthropoda; Arachnida; Sarcoptiformes; Oppiidae
Source: the annotation of a GenBank genome assembly
AUGCAGAGCUGGGUUCGAUAUAUACAGUGCAGUGCCCGCGGCUUCUUAGAGAGAGCUGUUGAUGGAUCGGGACCUCCACUCGUUCCCUAUGGUGGGAUGUUUUCGAGCGGCAACUCAGGGAAGAGUCCAUUAGUGGCGGCCACCUAUUACUUCAACCCCAGCUCUGCAUCCGUUACCGCCAACAGACCGGAAGGGGUUUACGUUUCCGACACAAACCCAUUGACUGCUAAUAACCCUAUAGAUAGUGAUCGAAGCGAUGAUAACGUCUGUACGGCACCCGAUGCUAGAAAGGGUACGUGUUAUGAGGCAUCCGAGUGUGUGAGGAGGGGUGGUAUGCCGAUGGGUCGGUGCAGUGACUCGUAUUCAGGCGCCGGUAAAAACUCAGGUGCCGUUUGCUGUCUAUUUGAUGUCUCGUGCGGCGAAACUGCGGCCGAAAAGUUCAUAUAUUUCCGAAAUCCUGGUUAUCCCGAGGCGUACGACAGGUCCCGCAUCUGUCGCACAAAAAUCGGCAAAAUUUCGCCCAAUAUUUGUCAGUUUAGACUCGAUUUCAGAACCUUUGAUAUCGGAAAACCUUUGGAGGGUAACUGUUCUCAAGACAUAUUCACCAUUUCCGGUCAAAAUGAAAAUCAUAUCAUACCUAAGAUUUGUGGUCUUAAUAAUGGACAGCACUACUAUAUCGGUGUUGACGAGUCAGGAGUGGUGAGUCUGCACCUAAUGAUGUUGGGCUCAUACCGGCGGCGCUUUGAUGUACUGAUCACUCAAAUUCCCUGUCAAUCGGAGAAUUCAGCCCCACCACAUUGUCUGCAAUACUAUUCGGGAACCCAUGGAGUGAUCAAAAGCUUUAACUACGACUACUCUGAGGACGAGUUAAGCUCCGAUAGGAACGAAGGCUAUCCCAAUGAUGUCGAUUACAUGAUGUGCAUCCGGAAAGAGCCGGGUUUCUGCUCAAUCACAUACGAACUGUCCAGCGAUGCCGACGGAACCCUACCCUUUGCCAUCGGGUCGGGAGCUGAACAUAUCGCCGGGUUCUCUGCCCAGUGGCCAGUGGUGGCCGAGUGUAGGGACGACUUCAUAGUGAUAGGAGGUAUGCGGUUGUGUUCGGGUGUCGGGAAACUCAAUGUCGAGAACACAGAGUUGGCUGAUAAUGGACUCCUGAAGCUGACCAAUCGCCAGGAGAACGCUUUUGGUAACGCGAGUUCAGUGCACCGGACAGUCAUGACCGACACAACUCCCGGGCCCUUUCAGAUUAGGUUUGUGUCGAAUAACGCCAAAAAUGCCAGAGGUUUUCAUAUCGGGUACCGACAGAAUCCAUGCAAAUAA